Messenger RNA from Marmota flaviventris (yellow-bellied marmot), 1338 nucleotides. Lineage: Eukaryota; Metazoa; Chordata; Mammalia; Rodentia; Sciuridae. The record is from RefSeq and is a predicted model, not a curated record.
AUGACAACUAGCACAGUUAUCUACACUACCUCACUAAACACAAACACUCUGGGGACAACUGUUCUUGGAACAACCAUGACUAAGACUCGGGAAGAGCAAAGUACAGCUGCACCCCCAACCCCAGCAACAACCCCCUCGACAAGCAAGCCACCUGAUACAUAUCACAACACAACCAUGUGGACACCUUCCCAACCUGCACAAUCAGCCUCCAGUGUUGGUACUGAGACAACAGCUGCUUAUUCCACAGCCCUUGUCUUCAGCUCCUUGGGGACAGUGAAAUCCUCUGCUGUGACUGGGCCCAGUCAAACUCCCCCCAGAUAUAGCCAGCAUAGUAGUCCUAGAGCGGGAGCCUGCGCGUUGGAUGAAUACACAGCCAGCACAGGAGUUUGCCUGUGCAAUGACAGCUACCACACCCACUCAGAACUGUCCAGGAUGCCAGUGACCCUGUACUGCUGGCCACAAAAAAUUGGGGUGGCCCUGAGCAGCUGCUUCCUGGAAACUAACCACUGGAUUCUGAAAGAAGAUGUCUUCUCAGGGUGCUCCAGCACCAAGAAGAUAGAACAAGGCUACAGGGUCCAGGUCUUCAUGAUGGAGAAGAAGGAGGGUUCUUGUGGACUCCACCUCUCUACUAACAACAGCCACGCCCUGUAUUCUCUGAAGGUGCAGCUUAAGCAGGUUGUUUCAGGCUCCAAAACUACUGAGUCCACAAUGCUCUUCAGCUUCGGCUGUGCUUACCCUCUGGUGGUGAACAUCAGCCAGACUCUCCCCGAAGUAGUGGACUCCAUCCCGACUAUCCACUUUCCCAGUACUGGGGAAACUAUCAUCUUCCUGAGCAUCUUUACAGACAUUCAGCUCUCAGCUCCACUCAAGAACAGAACAGCUCACCUUGGCACACCCCUCUACAUAGUUCUCAAUGCCACAAGCAGUGAUCCCAACAGAUUUGCUCUGGUGGUCAAUGAGGUCUUUGUCAGCGCCAACAUCUCCAACAAAAAGGUCAUUAAGGCGACCUACCACUUUGUGAAUGAGAGCUGCCCAGUCCCCAGCCGGCUGCUCCACGGUCUACCCGACAACGGGGCCUCUCUCCAGGUGACGCUGGCCUUCAAACUGUUCCGCUUCUUAAAUAGCGAUACGCUCUACCUGCACGCCCGAGUGACCCUGUGUGACAAGCAAAUGGAACGCCAGUGCCGACCGGGCCGCGUAAGUUCUCCGUCGGGGCCCCAGUCGAGGUGGUACACCCUGCCUCUCCUUCCGGAGUCCCGGCGAAGCCUUGAACACUCGCGACCUCUCUUCGUGGGGAAUCGGCAGCGGGAGCGCAUGCGCAGAGCAACGGAGCCGUAA